AUGUCGUUUCUCUCAUCUAUUCAGGGUACGGUCCUACAAGGCUAUGCUGCCUUACAGGGUGCUCAAGGCCAGCCGCAAUCUGCCAACGAAACUCUCUCCAAACUGGUCGAUCGGCUCCAAAACUCCGUGCAACACGACGAUAGACGCAGUAGUUUACUCGGUAUUAAAGGAAUGGCUCGUGAUUGGAAGUCUGAAGUCGGUCGUCUGGCACUACCUGCAAUUUUAGAUGUCCUAUGUCGCGAGGAUCUAGCGGAUGAUGUAGAUAUGACAAAAUCAGUCCUCGAAACACUUCAUGUACUUUGUGAAGUAGAGGAGAAUGAGACAGGUAAAUUAUCUAAGGCGGGUUCGGGUUUAGCAAAUGUAGACGGAUUUUUGAAGCUACUUGGGACGCUUCUCACCGCUCCUGCACCUCGGCCACAUACUUUGCAAUCAUACCUUCUCACUGCACCCGGCGGUUUGGGUACAAUACUUUCUAUCUUGGAUGACACACGUGAAAUCAUCCGCAACGAGGCUCUCCUACUCCUUAUCAGUAUCACUGAGAAGAAUGCCGACAUUCAAAAAAUCGUUGCCUUCGAAGGUGGAUUCGAUCGAUUGUUCAAUAUUAUCUCACUUGAAGGCGGAAUCGGUGGCGGUGGAAUUGUCGUACAGGAUUGUUUAAUAUGCAUUGGCCAGCUUCUACGUUACAACGUCUCAAACCAAAACUACUUCCGGGAGACUUCUUGUAUACCUCAUCUAGCACCAAUGUUACUCUUUCCACCUAUGACCGAUCCAUCAGACGAGGCUUUGGACGCAUUUGCAACCCAGCCAUGGACUGCGCAAAAAGUCACAAAUGCUGCCUUGGUCAUUUCCUUAGCUCGUACUCUCGUUGCUGGAGGGGGGACUGGCAAGUCUGCGAAUCAAAAAGCUCUUUUGAACGGUGGCUUUACACGCUGUCUGGCCGAGAUUGGAUUGGCAAGCACUUCUCCACCAUCAUUGAAAGCAGAGGCGUUGAAUGUUCUUGCCAAUGUUAUCAAGGGCAGUCAAGUGAACCAAGAGUUCAUGGGUCGACUCGUCAUCAGUCCGAUCGCUGUAUCAUUACCUCCUGCUGUAAACCAGUCUCCGCGGCCAACUGAGUCCGAUGGACUGAAUCCAUCAUCUAACGAGCAGAAUUCAAAUCAGGGUGCCGCUGAGCUCUAUCGUGAAGCGCCUCAAGCCGCGGUAUUAUCUCUGAUGUCCUUAUCAAUCGAUGGACUUCCCGGUCUACGGAAUCUCAAUGUCACUGGUGAUCGUGACAUUCUGCGUGUACGAGCCGCGGCCGUGAAUGUUCUCGAUGCGUAUCUUUCUGGAAACUCUGAUGCUCAGACAGGCAUAGCAUCUACUAUGAGGAUCCUACCUCCCAGUAAUGAACCUGGCACGAACAAUGACCGGCCACCUCAUUCUCCUGGAUCGCUUCUAUUAGAAGCCCUUCGCACAUUGCCAGUCUCUCCGAUCAUAGACUCUUAUACCACAUUCUUUGCCUGUCUCAUCUUCACAUAUCUAUUGCGUGGUUCUGAACACGCCAAGGAGAUUGCCCGCCAAAUCAAGAUAGGAGGUGAUGACAUCACGGAAGAAAAGCUAUCUGCAGAAAGUGAUGAAGAUGGAGAUCAAACUAGUCUAGUGCAGAUUCUCAUGGGCAACCUGAUGAUGGCGCAAAGAGCACAAGGUCACGAUAACAACGCGGGCGAAGGUCUGCAACGGUCGUCAGAUUGGACACGUAUCAUGAUUGGCUAUCUGAUCGUUCUGGCUUCAUGGUUAUGGGACAGUCCUCUGACCACGACUGAGAUGCUCAGCGAAGGCACAAACUUACAGGUGUUGAUCGAACCUGUCGGGCAGGCAUCAGGCGUAGAUCCUUUGGUACAAGGGCUAUGUGCGUUUGUCUUGGGCAUUGUAUAUGAAAACGAUCGAGAUUCCAACUCGCCCAUUCCCCGGGCUACAUUGCAACCCAUUCUUCAGUCACGUAUCGGACCAGAUCAGUUUGUGAAUCGAAUUCUUCGCUUACGUGAAGACCCGCGGUUCACCGACAUCGGACCUGAUGUCUUGGAACUGUCCGAGCAAACAGCGCCUCCAUCGGAUAACGAUGACUAUUCUCUCACAGCUGGACUCUGGUUUGAUUGGCCGUUUGUAGAGUUCUUCAAAGCUAACUAUGUUUCUGUCCAGCAUUCAAUUCUAUCGGAUCCAGUCUCGUUGACCACUAGUCGGCCUACUACUGAAGAUAAUUCGCGACAAAACGAGUUGAUCGCUAGUUUGAAAGGCCAAAUCGCCGAUCAGGCUAAAGACCUACAAGCGCUGGAGCAAAAGAUAGAGCAGCUAACGUUGGAGCGGGAAGAUGAUCGACAGGCAUUCAGCACGGAGAUCAGAUCGUUGACUGAACAAGUCGUGAAAUUGAAGGAAGAGGCCGAAAAGAUGACGUCUGCACAGAAAGAGAGCGAAAAGGAGCAAGAAGAUUUGUUGGUGCUGUUAGAGGAAGUUACCAAUAAACGAAAGUUAGACAAAGCUCUGAUGAAACAGAAGGGGUUAGAUGUGAGUGAAGAUGAAGAUGAAAGUGAAUGACGGAGCAGUUUGAGCGAUCUAGAUGUGAUUUAGAGAGGAUAUAUAUAUAUAUCGAUUUCGAUUGGUGAGCAUGCCUUUGAUUUGGCUCCAAAUCACUUGCUCGUCAUGUUUGCUCUUUUGAUAUGUUGUAAAACCUGCAGGAUCUCAUGCAAUUUGUCUAGCAUUCUACUGU
Messenger RNA from Melampsora larici-populina 98AG31, 2740 nucleotides. RefSeq lists its product as uncharacterized. Bases 1 to 2568 code for a protein of 855 amino acids. Gene Ontology annotation, biological process: intracellular protein transport; vesicle fusion with Golgi apparatus; endoplasmic reticulum to Golgi vesicle-mediated transport. The transcript is spliced from 9 exons. Gene Ontology annotation, cellular component: Golgi membrane; endoplasmic reticulum; ER to Golgi transport vesicle membrane. The record is from RefSeq and is a predicted model, not a curated record. NCBI's taxonomy places the organism in Eukaryota, Fungi, Basidiomycota, Pucciniomycetes, Pucciniales, Melampsoraceae.